UUCAAGAUGGCGCUUCAAGUGUUGUUUCUGUCUGCCCGAAGAGCUAAUAACGCAAUUAGCUAGUGACUUAGUAUUAGGUUCACGUUUGUGUAUGUUUGCGAGUCCUAUUUUCACAUCAAAUAUACAUUCUCCAAUUUCCUAGAAGACUAAACACCUGUGUAGUUUCUUUCCCCAUAGGGUAGCUGACUAGCUAAGCUAGCUAGCUAACGUCAAAUAAUAAAAGUAGCUAGUGCGCUUUUAUUAAACUGUCUGGAAUGUUUAGGAACGUUUUAUUUUGGAGAUCGAUAUGUCGCUCAGAGAGUUGAAAGUCUGUCUUCUUGGGGACACGGGGGUUGGAAAGUCAAGUAUUGUGUGGAGAUUCGUGGAGGAUAGCUUUGAUCCCAACAUUAAUCCCACAAUUGGGGCAUCAUUUAUGACGAAGACUGUACAGUACCAUAAUGAGCUCCAUAAAUUCCUCAUCUGGGACACUGCAGGACAAGAGAGGUUCCGUGCCCUUGCCCCUAUGUACUACAGAGGCUCAGCUGCAGCCAUCAUUGUAUUUGAUAUCACUAAAGAGGAAUCCUUCCAGACUCUGAAGAACUGGGUAAAGGAACUUCGCCAACAUGGACCUCCCAACAUAGUGGUUGCUAUCGCUGGCAACAAGUGUGAUCUCUCUGAUGCCAGAGAAGUAUCAGAGAAGGAUGCCAAGGACUAUGCUGACUCCAUCCAUGCAAUUUUUGUUGAAACUAGUGCCAAGAAUGCUAUUAACAUCAAUGAACUCUUCAUUGAGAUAAGUCAAAGGAUUCCAGUUUUAGACAUGGGUGGCAGCUCAGGAGUCAGAGGCUUGAAGCUACGUCGUGAGCCCUCCGACGUAACCAGAGAACGUACUUGCUGCUGAUGCAGUCUAACGCAACUAAGCCAGAUCUUCUCCAAUUUACUCCCACCUCUCACUUCAUCAUUGAGGAGAACAGAAUGAAGGACAGUGAUGUCAUAGAUGAAGGUUAAGAUGAAUUUUACAGUGCUACCACCUUGGAAGCCUCCGUAAUCUCAGCCCCACUCAGGGUGCUAUGCAGGUCAAUUUCUGUUCAUGGAAACUGUCCCUACCAACCCUCCCCACUUUCUCAAAAAGCUGUCUUCUUAAAUCACUACAUGUCAGUCUACAUGUCACAGUCCAAACCCACACAGUUAAAGUAGUCCUUCAAAGCACUAGUCACGCUCUACUUUGUGUGGAUUUUUCAAAAACCCCUUAUUUGCAUGACAAGGUAAGUAAAGAUUUUGUGGAUCUUUGUGAAGAUUCUUUUCUUUCCUGUUCUCCUAAAGUUGUCAUACAUCUGUCACCAUACACCCUUAUGUGCUUCCUUAAAGGUCUGCAUGGUGUCAGUUCUACACUUUCCAUUAUCUUCUAAUCAAGCUGAAUGUAAAAUUGCUUGCUGUUAGCAAAUUAUUCUGAAUCUAAAAUGAUCACUACUAAUUCUGGAUCAGUACUAACUAUAUAGAGAAGCAAAAUUUAUCUAUGAUCAGCACUUCUGUUUUGAGCCGUUGAUCUGUUUGGCUAUAUGCUUUUAAUUUUUUUCUUGUAAGGAGCUUAGAAAUACAACUCAGGAGAUUUUCUAUGCCCAAUGAACCUACCUAAGAAGCAAACCUUUUCAUUCUUUGCAUAGAUGGCAGUCUUUGAUCUUUGAUCUGGAGUAAAGUUUACAAUGCUUUUUUUUUUUUUCAUUAGCAGUAGUUCUUUGUGAUUUUUAGUACUGAUCUAUUCUACUGAUUGAAGUCAUUUUCAAGUAAAUUAAGUAAUCGCAGUAAUGGAGCAGCAUUUCCUGUUGUUACACAAGUCUCUAGUGUUCUGAAUAUCACCAGACAUGGUUUCUUCUAUUAGUUGUGCAGUGAAUUUACAGUGAAGUUGGUCUUGCUGUAGACUACUUGGAGAUAAUUUGGCUCUUAAGAACAUGAGUGGUACUUUUGAAUUGUAAGCAAAUUAACAGCAUUCUUUGCUCUUGGAUUUUAUUUGAGUUGAUUUACACAGAUGGAUUUCGGGUCAUAAUAGUAGCUAGAAUCUGUCAAUUAAUUUUUUUGCAAUUUGUAGGGAAAAUGCACGCAAAUACACGGACCAUGGCAAAUGACGUUAACAGAUUUUUUCUUAUAAUGGUUGAAUAUUAGGUAUCUAAGGACAAAUGCUGCAUCUCACUUUUUCAUAAUACCUUAGGAUACAUUGCAGUCUUUUUUCUUCAUCUUAUAGUGGUGCAUAGUAACAGCUGUAUCUUCCUCACCUAUGAAGGACUUAUUCAUCUUUGAGAACUUGUCGACCACAUUACUUGCCUUUGGUGUGUUCUAGGUAUCACCAUCAAUGGACCUUUUUGUUUCUUUAGUUAUAGGAAGAAGUGUAGAUUUAAGAGUUGUAGAUCUGCAAAUGUGUGUGUACUUAGUUACUUUGUUGAACUGUUUUUUAGGGGACCACUCAUGCUGCAUAAAGGAUGUCAGACUUGUCAUUUACUGACCUAUGUGCAUGCAUGCCUGAAAUUAUUGUAAGCUUCGAAGUUCACAACUUCGUUAAGUUGUGAAUUACAAGACAUCCCUAUUCCUCAUAGUGGGCUUCCUUGGAGGGGUACGUUAGCCGAUAAUGACUCUCAGUCCUGAGAAACCAGACCAAGAUUGGGAAAAUACGGCCCAAUCUGCUCAAGGUUUAUAAUUGGCCAAAUUCAACCUUCACUCCAUAUUGAAUGAACUUUUCAUAAUGCUAAGAGCAUUGUCAAUUAUUGAAUAUUGUAUGUUAACUUUUCCAACUGUUCACACUUUCCAGUAUGUAAAUAAGUAUGUAUUAUGCCUGUUUUUGAAAGCACAUAUUAACAUUUGUGUUUGUUAGCAGCAGGUGUUUUUUUGGGGAGGGGUGGGGGUUCUUUGUUUGAUUGUUUUAACUGAUUCGGCAGGUCAUCUCAUGUUCAAGUGCUCUAAUGGCCUAAACAUGCUUCUCAUUCUGUAACAGGAAAAUUCUGUUCUCAGUCUAUUACAUCCAACAUGUGUUUACUUUGACUGCUUAGGUGGGUAUAAUAUUUAAAUAAUAAAACAUAAUCAAAGCAUUAGUUGGAGCUAGGUUUUUGGACCCUACACUCCAAAAUCAAUGUAACACAGUGAUUAGCACUGUUCUUGGCACUGACUCCACCAAUAUUGGCUCCUCUUCAAUUUUUUUUUUUUUUUUUUGCUUUCAGAUUUAAAAUUAACUUUCAUAGCAGCACAUGACCUCAUGUCAAUAGGAGUUUAGACAAAUUUACUUAAAAAGGUGAAACUAAAUAAUUAUCCCAGUUUGAAAGGUCACAUGUAGCUGCAAAUUCAAACAACUAUUUUUAAUAGUACCAGUACCUAGUGUAUCAACAUGAUAAACUAUGAUGUACUUUGUAGAAUCAUUAGCUCCAUCUUCUCAUUGCUAUAAUGAACAGUAUGUGCAUAUGGUAGUCUAUUAAGGUUUUUAAUGUAUCUUAAUAUGAAUGUUAAGGCUAUAUAUUUUUAAACCAUAUAAAAUAGAUAUUGCAUAUGUGUUGUACAUAGAGAUCGAGCCCUUGACUCAGCAUGUGGAAAGUGAGAAUAGAUAUUAAGCAUUGUGACUGAAACAGAGUAGAAUUAUCUGGCUUUACCUGUGGCAAUUGGACAAUGAUUGAUUAACACACAAAUUACACUAUAUGCAGAGCUAUCAGAAAUUAAUCACAGUUUAUUAUUAUAGCCUAGACUUUUAAAUGACCUUUAAAUAAUCUGCCUGUACUCAAUUUUGUUGUUUGUUCCAAAGUAGCUCCAGUGUAUCAUUUACUUGGCGGUGAUGGUUUUCAUAAUUUGUGGUAUUGCUUUGAACUGUUUGUGAAAUGAUAGUAGUAAAUAUAAAAUAAGCAAAAACUGCAUAAAAGAGAAACUUUAUACAAGGCAAAGAAAUGUUUGCCAUCCCACGUAAUUAGUAAUGGUCAUUGUCCAGAUGUAAAACCAUGUCUUGCACCUAGCUCAGAAUCUAAUGCAUCACACACACAAAAAAAAAAAGUGUGUGUGUGUUAGGCUUUAAAACACAAUGUAUGUUCCUCAGCCAGAUCAAGCAACACAACACUGCUCAAGCCCUGGAGCCUUUAGCCUUCAGAGAAAUGAAUUCAAGAUUUUUACAGUAUUGGUGGGGAAUUCAGAAUGUAUACCUUAUCACACAUGCAAAUAGACUGGUAUGCCACUCAAGUAGGAUUCUUCUCGCAGUUGAUGGUGAAACAAACAGUCUUGGGCUGGUCCUGAGAAGGUAUUGUGAACAACCUGGAAGGGUUUUUUUUUUGUUUGUUUGUUUGGUUGGUUGGUUGUUUUUUUUUUUUUGUUUUUUUUUUAAUUUCUCAGUUUUCUAUAAAGAUCAUAAGGCACAUUAGUUGUAUGAAUUAAUAGUGGUGUAGUUUAAAUAUGUUUAACUUGCAUUGCAGUAUUUACAAAAUGCACUAAUUUAGCUCCUUCAGUUAAUCAAUUGUAGUGGGGUUUUUUUGUUGUUGUUGUUUGUUUUUUGGUUUUUUUUGCAUUUUUACUUGUCAUGAAUGCAAACCAAAGGUCUGAAAAGCGUCACUUGUGAAAAAGGGAAAAGUUGAGUUCUUCAUCAGAAAUAAAGUGGCAUAAAAUCAA
Molecule: messenger RNA, 4602 nt
Organism: Electrophorus electricus (electric eel)
Lineage: Eukaryota; Metazoa; Chordata; Actinopteri; Gymnotiformes; Gymnotidae
Gene: rab22a
Product: RAB22A, member RAS oncogene family
Molecular function (GO): GTPase activity; GTP binding
Source: RefSeq, a predicted model, not a curated record